This is a messenger RNA of Paramecium pentaurelia, 2766 nucleotides long. The record is from the annotation of a GenBank genome assembly. Lineage: Eukaryota; Ciliophora; Oligohymenophorea; Peniculida; Parameciidae.
AUGUUAAAAUUGAUUGAAAAACUUUGUAACACUUUAAGAUAACAGUUAGAAUAAUAUUCUUAGAUAAAUGUAUGGAAUUAAAAUUUAAAAUAGGAUAUUUUAGAAACCAAUAUAGUGAGGUUUGUAAAAGAUUGUAUGCUUUAUAUAUUUCAUAUUCCAUUAGAAUAUGAUAUUGAAUAAUAUUUUACAAUUGCAGAAAUAGAUAAAACCAUGUUUAAUAUUCAAUAAUAUUUGAAUUCUAUCUAAAAUAAGAACCACUUCAAAUAUCUAUUUAUGAAUGAAGGUUUUUAAUCAGGAGAAUAGAGUUCAAGUGAUGAAUUUGAUUCCAUCAUUAAACCUAAACCUAAAAUACAUAAGACCCAUUCUCUAGAACAUAAACCAACUGAUAUUCCUAUCACUGAAAAUGAUCUAACUUAGUUAAAUAACCUUUAGCAAUUAUUAUAUGAAACUAACCUUAAAGUAACUAAAAGAGAUGAAUAAAUUUUAUAGAUGACCACAAACUACUUAAAAGAUAUACAACAUCUUAAAUUAAUGGUAAAUAUUUGCUUUUUUAUUUAAGUUUCUGAGGUAAUUAGAGAAUCCAGAAACUGAAUUUUAUGAGGUUAAUUACUUUGAUAUAAAAUAGGCAUUAGAACCUGAAUUAUAGAAUUAUAUACAGGAUAAAUUCAAUUAAUUAUAGAAAUAAUGUUAAUAAACUGUUUAAAGAUAUAAAAUUGAAUUAACUGCUUUAAGUACUGAAUGUGAAUCACAUAAGAGAACUAUUGCAGUUUUAUUAUAAAAUAAUACCCUUUAGUCAAUUAUUAAAAUGUUAUUUCUAAUUGAAAAAGAUCCAUAUAAGAUUUGGAAACAAAUAUAAGAUUAGGUUGGUAAUAAGAUAAUUUUUUAAGUUUUUGAAAAUUAGAUUGGAGGAUAUGGAAUAAAUUAUAGGGAAAUAGAUGAACUUAUUUCUAAAAAUUCAGCUGGAGGUAGAAUGUUUUGUAGAUAAAAAUAAUAAUAUGAAGAAUAAUUAAAAAUUAUGAUAGAUGAUAAUAUUCAAAUUAUAUCAAAUUUAAAAUAAGAUAUAUAAAAUAAAGAAUAGAUAAUUGAAGAAUUAUAAAUAUCUUAUGAGGAGAACACAAUAAGAAUAUAGGAAUAAUUGAAUGAGUAUUUAGAGUAGAAAUUAAAAGAAUAAUAAAUAAAUUUGAGUUAAGAAUUUGAUAGGAAACUAAAAAUACAAUAAAAGGAUUUAACAGAUCCUUAAUUAAUAAGAAAACUAACUAUGAAAUGUGCAUUUGCAAGAUGGAUGAAUUUUUCUAAAUUUUAUAGGAUUUUUGAAUAAGAAUAGGAUGAAGAUACUUUGUAUGAAUUAAAAUUAAGAAUAAAUCAAUGUUUAAAAUAAGUAAAUGAUGAAUUUACUAUAAGAGAUUAUGAAAAAUUGAUUUAAAAUUAUUAAUAAGCUUAAUAUAAUAUAAUAAAAUUUGAAUAAGAAAAGAAUAUUAUAGAAUACAAAUGUAAAUAAUAAUAAUUAGAGAUUUAGAAGCAUAAAAAUACUAUAUAGAUGUAAACAUAAACAAUCUAAGCUUUAAAAUAGGAAAUUUAAAAUAAUGAAACUACAAUAAAAUUAAUAUCCAAACCUUUUUCUUCAAUAUUAUAAAGAUUAGGAUAUCCAUCAAAAAUUAAUUUGUUAUCAAUUUUAAAAAGUGGAAUAAAUUUAGAGUUUUUAUAAAAUGAAGAUCCAGAAAUUCAAUCUAGUUUGAUUACCUUUUUUUAAUUGGCAAUUGCAUAAUAAAUAAUUCAUUAAAGUAAAUUAAAAAGAGAUGCUGAAACAAUUACUGAAUUUUUUGAUGUAUUAUUAUAAUAUUAAUAUAGAUUAGAUAUGCUAUGUCAUAGGAAUUGAAUGAGGAUAGUAAUUACUAACAACAUAGAUUAUAGUCCCCAGAAGUUCCUCUAAUUUAAUUUCAAAUUACAGAUCAAGCUAUUAGUCCAAAAGAUUAAUUAACUAAUUCAUAUAUUGAAAAUAAAUUUUAAAUAAAAGGAACUUAAAAAACUUCAAAUCAUACAAAUUAAUCUCCAAAAUCAAUUAGAGUUUAAAAUUAAUAUUAAUAAAUUAAUACCCCUAAGAUUAGUAAUCAAAAGAGAGAUAAUAAAAAUGAAAAUGUAGCAGUGAAAAGGGAAAAAAAGAGUUAAUAAUAAUUAUUAGAUACAACUACUAGUGGAUUCUAGAAAUAGGUUGAAAAGGUCAGAAGGAAAGAUCAUCUUAUGAUAUAAGAAAUAAAUUAUGUUGAUAAAGGAACUUAAGUUGAUACAGAUUAUAUAUCAAAUUAACAUAAAAAUAGUCCAAGUGUAUAAUUUAGAGAUAAUGAACAAAACUCUCUUUAAUAAGAUGUUUUAGUAAUAUUGAGAGAUGAAGGAGAUUCAAGAGCUACUUCUGUAACAAAAAGAAGGAGUCUUAGUUAAAAUAAUAAGAAAUAAUAAUUUAAUAUUCCUAAUUAAUUUAUUAAUAAUCAAAACUUAACUCUGUAUUAAGCAUCUAAAUUGAAGUCUUAAAAUAAAACGAUUUAUUCAGAAUAAUAACAAAUUUAAUAAAAUAUUAGUUUAGGAUUUGGAUUUUUACCUACUAGUCCAUUUUAGUUUUAUUAAGAAUUAUUUAGAGAAAAACAAAAAUUACAAUUAAAAAAUUAUACAAUAAUUAAGGAUUAAGGAGUUCCAAUAUAAAAUAUUUAAAAAAGAAAAAUAGAACCAAGUAUUGAAGGUAAACAUCUACAAAUUCCAAGUUAUUUAAAAUGA